Molecule: messenger RNA, 4226 nt
Organism: Megalops cyprinoides (Indo-Pacific tarpon)
Lineage: Eukaryota; Metazoa; Chordata; Actinopteri; Elopiformes; Megalopidae
Gene: clstn3
Product: calsyntenin 3
Exons: 19
Coding region: 549-3419 (956 amino acids)
Biological process (GO): positive regulation of synaptic transmission; positive regulation of synapse assembly; homophilic cell-cell adhesion
Cellular component (GO): postsynaptic membrane; cell surface
Molecular function (GO): amyloid-beta binding; kinesin binding; calcium ion binding
Source: RefSeq, a predicted model, not a curated record
AAAGGUAGUGUGAAGGGAGGAGUGGGAGGUCACUCUCAAGCUGUCAAUCAGCAAAUGGAAGCAAAAUGGAAAUUGAUAUUGUGCGGAGCACCAAAUUAAUUGACUAUAUAGUUGUGCAUUAGUACUGACUUGAGAAGGAGAGUUGGCUCAAUACACUGUGGUUGGACUGGCUCUGAGUACAGUACAUGACUAGAUAGAGGGAGGGAGAGGCUACUGUGAGGGGUAGUGAGAGAGAAGGACGCAGUGUGGGCGGGUAGAGAAACGGGAGAGAGGGAGGUGGCAUCGGUGCCUCGCAGCAUCGUCGUUAUUUUCACACGGGGUUUGCUGGAAAAAAAGGGAGAACGUUGUGGCAAAACCCACUGUUUUAAUACGCAUUCCAGUCUUAAUAUAAAACAUAAGACACAGUAAGCGAGAGGGAGAGUAUCACUACCACUCCAUUCCCUUGUGAUCUGAAUUUGAUUCGGCGGAGAAGGAGAGGGAGGCGGCGGAGAGGUGAGACACCGAUGCUGUGAGACAGAAGCGUUGGGUACCAAAAGCAUCUCGUCACGAUGGAAAGAAUAAGUUUUCUCUCCCUUCUUCUCCUGGGUCUGAGCUGGGUUGCCCACAGCAACAAAGCCAAUAAGCACAAGCCAUGGAUUGAGACAGAGUACCAGGGGAUUGUGAUGGAGAAUGACAACACAGUCCUGCUGAAUCCACCUCUCUUUGCGCUGGACAAAGAUGCCCCCUUACACUAUGCAGGAGAGAUAUGUGGGUUCAGAGUGCACAGCGGUACGUCAGGCGCGGGUUCAGCCCAGUUCGAGGCCGUGGUCCUGGACCGGUCAACAGGGGAGGGUCUGGUCCGUUCCAAAGAGCCUCUGGACUGCGAGAGCCAACGGGAGCACAGCUUCACCAUCCAGGCCUAUGACUGCGGGGAGGGUCCUGACGGGGUCAACAGCAAGAAGUCACACAAAGCCACAGUACAUGUGCGUGUCAACGAUGUGAACGAGUUCUCGCCGGUGUUUGUGGAGCGGCGAUACGAGGCGUCUGUGCCCGAGGGCCGCCUGUUCGACCGUAUCGUGAGAGUGGAGGCGUUAGACGCGGACUGCUCCCCACAGUACAGCCAAAUUUGCUUCUACGACAUCAUCACCCCCAACGUUCCCUUCGCUAUCGACAAUGACGGGAACAUUAAAAAUACAGAGCCUCUGGAUUCAAAACGCCAAAGGGUCCACAGCUUCUGGGUGACUGCGUUCGACUGUGGCAAGAACCGCGCUCAGGCUGACGCCCAGGUCAUCGUCACUGUCAAACCCUCAUGCAAGCCUGGCUGGAUCGGAUGGUCAAAGCGGGUGGAGUACACCCCUGGCUCAGGCAGCAUCCCCUUGUUCCCCAACCUGCAUCUGGAGACCUGCGAGGAGACCGUUUGGAACAUCCAGGCCACCGUAGAGCUGCAGACCGGUCAUAUUGGCAAGGGUUGUGACAGAGACAGCUACUCUGACAGAUCGGUGCGCAGGCUGUGUGGUGCAGUAAGGGGGGAGGUGGAUUUGCUCCCACCCCCUUCCCCGGCAGCCAAUUGGACAGCAGCCCUCCCCACUCUCCCUUCUUCUGAUUCGUCGCUCGUGUUCUCAUUCAAUGGCUCGACCCACGUUGCCGUGGUGCCCGAUUCAGUGGCUGCUGCAGUGUCCGGGGAUCACUUCACCCUCCAAUUAUGGAUGCGAAGGGGAGGGGCCAACAUGCAGCCACCAGCUAAUCAGGCACGAGGAAGCCACAGGGAGGAAGAGACCAUCAUCUGCAGCACCGUCAGGAAUGAUGACUCCUUCUCUCACUACUCUCUGUCGGUUCACGGCUGCCGGCUGUCCCUGUUCUACUGGCCUGAUGUCACCACCGCCCGUCCCGUGAAGUUCCUGUGGAAGCUGGAGCAGGUGUGUGACAGUGAGUGGCACCACCUCUCCCUCAGUGUCCAGUUCCCCUCAGUCACUUUGUACGUCGAUGGCGUGACCUUUGACCCCGCACUCAUUCAUGACAACGGAGCCAUUCCUAGCCCUGCCCCCCGUCAGCGAUUGGUCAUUGGUGCAUGCUGGGAGCCAGAAGAGAAACAGAAAGACAUUGUGAACAACACCAUCCCUGAGGGCAGGGAUACAGGGAGGUACGUAGGAGGUUACCGAGGCCUGUUGUCAGGGGUGACUGUGCGGCCAGGAAGCGUGGAACCUCACAGCGUGGUGGAGUGUCUGUAUGCCUGCAGGGAGGGGCUGGAUUUCGGUGACCUGGAAACCCUGGGAUCAGGGAUGAAGGUGCACGUGAAUCCCAGUCAGUCUGUCUUGGUCCUGGAAGGGGACGACAUCGAAAGCUUCAACCGAGCCGUGCAGCAGGUCACCUACAGAAACUCCCUUCGCUUUGCCACUCCCGGGGUUCGCCCACUCAAACUCACGACCUCCCUCAGGUGUUUCAGUGAGGAGGGCUGUCUGUCUCUCAGGCAGUUAGAGGGAUACCUCGUGGUCCUUCAGCCUGAUGCCCCGCAGAUCUCACUGUCUGGGGUGGGCCCCCACUUGGCUCGGCCAGCUCCUGAGUUCGAGUCGCCCCACGGGGUGCCCCUGUUCCCUGAGCUGAGGAUUGUGUGUUCCCUCUCCCACGCUGUCAACACCGCUGCACAGGGCAUGGAGGGAGGGGCACUAAUGUCAGAUGCAGUGGCUCACACAUUGGACGGAUGUGAAGUCCAGCCCUUGGGGGAGGAGUUAAACCCAGAGAGGGAGGAGCUUCUGGUGGAUGUGGAAUCAUUAAGGGAAAGGGGGCUGGACAUCAUUAACACAACAGCGUACAUAGCUAUUACAGGGGCUGAGUCAAUCUCGGUGUAUGAGGACAUUCUCCGGUCCAUUCGCUACCGGCUAGCCAAAGGCUCUGCCCGCUUCGAGAGGCGGUUCCGUCUCUCCUGCUCUGAGAUGAACGGGCGGUACACCAGCAACGAGCUGACGCUGGAGGUGAAUUUCCUGCACUCUCUGGACAGCCUGUAUCACCCAUCACACCUCCUGGCCUCACAGCAGCAGUUCCUCCACCCGUCUCACCACUCCGGAGAGCUGAGCGGCCACACCCUCCCCAACCCACACCGCAAUUCUGUGGUACCAGGAGCAGCCACAGUGAUCAUUAUGGUCUGUGUGGGGUUCUUGGUUGUCAUGGUGAUCCUGGGCGUGUUCAGAAUCCGCUCCAUCCAUCGCCGAGGUGAGGGGGCCCGGGGUGGAGCAAAGGAGGGCAGUGGCCAGUGGGAUGACUCUGCGCUCACUAUCAUUGUCAACCCCAUGGAGUCCUACGAGUCUCGCAUGGGAACAUUGGCAGACACAGAGGGAGAGGGGGAGGAGGACGAGGAAGUGAUGGACUCACCUGGUGAUGGCAGCGAUGACCAGCGAAUCAUCAUCAAGAAGGAAGCGAGAGACAGCACUCCUCGGCGUUACUGAGCCAACCCGUGCACACUGAAGCACCCUCACAAGUGACUCUGCAUCACUAAAUACACUCAAACACAUGGCUCAACUCAUUUGUAAAUCACUACACAAACAUCUAUAGAAUGUAUGCUCACAAACAUGACGCACAACUGUAAUUCUCAAAUAGCACACAAGUGCAUUCAGCCUUUCUCUUUACAAAUUUGCUGCACAAUUAUUGACCACCUAAUGCCAACAUGGAACACCUAACUCUAAGGGCUGUGUUGUAUCAUGCCAAUACCCUCAACACGAAGAGUUUAUGACAGAGUCGAAAUUCAGAAAGGUAUACAACACAAUAUGAAGUGGCAAGCACGCUAGAGAGUGUAUGUCACAAUGCAUUACAGAACAGACUUCCACCUCAAACAAACAAGGCAAAAAUAAAGGCACAGAAUUUCCACAAGCCACCACAACUGAAAUGCAGUAAAUAUUCAGACCCCACAGUCCUUCAGAUGCACAGUCAGUCCCGGAUCAUGUCCUACUCUGUCGACACAAAAAUCUUGCCCAGAGGGUCCUCUUUGCUGCACAAUCUGUACACAUUCCUCUACUCCACACGCGGCGAUCUGAGUAACAACCACACGGGCCAAAACAAUGCGAAUUGGGCCGUUAACUAGAGAAUCUGUGACAGCGGUCACUACGCAGAGUCAGUGCUGCAGAGCGUCUGAAUGCACGGUCCUCACAGCUGAUUCACAUGCACCACACAGCCUGUCUGCUGCACAGAGCCUCACUGCACCGUGCUACCCCCCCUGCUCUAACUAGAAUGUCAGCUCAGCUUGGGCAGUUUUGAUU